AACUGCAACUGGCUACGUUCCUCCUCGAAUAAAAGAGGCAACUGGAAGGAGGACGACCAGGUCCGCUCAAAGAUUCCGCGGGUUUCUCUCCCUCCCUUCCUGUGUUAGUAGCAUCAGAGAAACUAGACUUAACCCCGAGCAAUUUGGCCAUCUCCAGUAGCCGCUUCCAUACACCACCAGAGAAACAGUUCCUUUGUGUUGUGGGAUUUUUUUCCGCUAAAAUUUGCGUGCGCUCUGUGCGCGGCUUUAAAGCAUCGGAGAAAACUUCCCCCUUCUUAGCACAGCCCUUCUGCACGCACGCAUCGAUUGGAAUGGGGGCCCUGGAGAUCCUUGGAUUGUGCCUGGUUCUCUCCAUUGGCAACACCAUGGCUAAAGCUAGUCAAGAUAUUGAUGAAUGUGUUGAUGGGACUGACAACUGCCAUAUUGAUGCCAUCUGCCAGAACACUCCCAAAUCAUACAAAUGCAUCUGCAAAUCUGGUUACACUGGGGAUGGGAAGCACUGCAAAGAUGUUGAUGAAUGUGAACGUGAUGACAAUGCUGGCUGUGUUCAUGAAUGUGUCAAUAUCCCAGGGAAUUAUCGAUGUACCUGCUAUGAUGGCUUUCAUCUUGCACAUGAUGGUCAUAACUGUCUCGAUGUGGAUGAGUGUGCAGAGGGGAACGGUGGCUGCCAACAGACCUGUGUCAACAUGAUGGGAAGCUAUGAGUGCCACUGCCGUGAUGGCUUUUUCCUGAGUGAUAAUCAGCACACCUGCAUCCAGCGCCCUGAAGAAGGAAUGAACUGCAUGAACAAGAAUCAUGGUUGUGCACACAUCUGUCGUGAGACCCCCAAAGGUGGCAUUGCCUGUGAAUGUCGACCUGGCUUUGAGCUCACUAAGAAUCAACGAGACUGCAAAUUGACCUGCAACUAUGGUAAUGGAGGUUGUCAGCACACUUGUGAUGAUACAGAUCAAGGGCCAAAGUGUGGUUGCCAUGUGAGGUUCGUGCUGCACUCUGAUGGGAAAACAUGCAUAGGGGAGAGGCACCUCCAGCAGCACGUUACCCCCCAGACGUUUUCUAAUGAGACCUGUGCUGUUAACAAUGGAGGCUGUGACAGCAAAUGCCAUGAUGCAGCCACAGGAGUACAUUGCAGCUGCCCCAUGGGAUUCAUGCUUCAGCCUGACAGAAAAACUUGCAAAGAUAUAGAUGAAUGUAGACUGAACAAUGGUGGCUGCGACCACAUCUGCAGGAACACAGUGGGCAGUUUUGAAUGCAGUUGUAAAAAAGGAUAUAAAUUGCUUAUCAAUGAAAGGACGUGCCAAGAUAUUGACGAAUGCUCCUUUGAUAGAACUUGUGACCACAUCUGUGUAAAUACACCAGGGAGUUUCCAGUGCCUGUGUCACAAAGGCUACAUGCUGUAUGGACUCACCCACUGUGGAGAUGUUGAUGAAUGUAGCAUCAACCGAGGAGGCUGCAAGUUUGGAUGUGUAAAUACCCCAGGUAGCUACGAAUGUACCUGCCCUGCAGGUUGCAAACUUCAUUGGAAUAAAAAAGACUGCAUAGAGCUGGUGAUUUGUUUGGCCGGCACAGUAUCUCCACGAGCCAUACUUACCUGCAACAAGAAUGGCAAGAAGGACAGCUGCUCCCUCACCUGUGCCUCCAAGGCUCGCUUUCUGCCAGAGUCUGACAACAGCUACACUGUGAGCUGCGGGACACCAGUUCUGCAGCAGGGGCCACCCCCAAGGUCCAGCAAUGGUAGCCAUCCCUGCAUUGAGGCUGUUGCUGCUCCAAUCAAACAAAAGGCUUCCUUCAAAAUCAAAGAUGCUAAAUGCCACCUCCAUCCAACCAUGAAAGGCAAGCAGGAUGAUACGGGCAGGAAUGGUGGACUAGGCGGGUCAGCCCCUUGCUCAGAUUGCCAAGUGUCUUUUGUGAACCUAAAGUGCGAUUCAUCAAAGAAAGGCAAAGGACGUCGGGCUCGCAACUCUCCCAACAAAGAAGUGACUCGCAUCACCCUGGAGUUUGAAGCUGAAAUCAAACCUGAAGAGAUCACAGCCAGCUGCAAUCUGAACUGUGUACGGCAAAAGGUUGAGAAAAAACUGAAGUUAGCUAUCAAAGCCUUGAAGAAAUCUAUAAACCAGGAGCGAUUCCUCAUCCGUGUCUCAGGGAUGGAAUACGAGGUGGCCCGGAAGCUGAUCUUGUCUCCUGAGAGGCAGGAGAGUUGUGGGCCAGGACAGCAGAGGCUGGAAUCCAAGUGUGUUAGCUGCCUGCAAGGAACAUACUACCAUGGCCAGAUGGAGCAGUGUGUCCCUUGCCCUCCAGGGACCUAUCAGGAGAAAGAAGGCCAGCUCUCCUGUGACCUUUGCCCUGGGAGUGAUGCUUAUGGGCCUGCUGGAGCAACAAAUAUAAGCGCUUGCGCAGGUCAGUGCCCUCCUGGACAGUACUCUGAAAAUGGCUUUAAGCCCUGCCAAUUGUGUGUGCGUGGCACCUACCAGCCUGAAGCUGGCCGAGCAUUAUGUUUCCAUUGUGGUGGAGGGUUGAAUACCAAGCAUGAUGGAGCUUUUUCCUUCCAGGAUUGUGAUACUAAAGUUCAGUGCUCUCCAGGCCAUUACUACAACACCAGUGUCCAUCGCUGCAUUCGUUGUGUUAUAGGCACCUAUCAGCCAGACUUCCGUCAAAACUAUUGUAUCGCAUGCCCUGGGAACACCACAACAGACUUCGACGGCUCGACUUCCGUAUCACAGUGCAAAAACCGUCAGUGUGGGGGGGAACUGGGGGAGUACACUGGCUAUAUUGAGUCUCCCAAUUACCCUGGAAACUACCCUGCAAAUGUGGAAUGCACUUGGAACAUCAACCCACCUCCAAAGCGCAAGAUUUUGAUUGUGGUGCCUGAAAUCUUCCUGCCAUCUGAGGACGAAUGUGGGGAUGUCCUGGUCAUGCGGAAAAACUCAUCUCCCUCCUCCAUCACAACCUAUGAGACCUGCCAGACUUAUGAGAGGCCUAUAGCUUUCACUGCAAGAUCCCGAAAAUUAUGGAUCAACUUUAAAACUAGUGAAGCUAACAGCGCCAGAGGCUUCCAAAUCCCUUAUGUCACAUAUGAUGAGGAUUAUGAACAGCUGGUAGAGGACAUUGUCCGAGAUGGCAGACUCUAUGCAUCUGAAAAUCAUCAGGAAAUAUUGAAGGACAAGAAGUUAAUCAAGGCUUUCUUUGAUGUGUUAGCUCAUCCACAAAACUACUUUAAAUACACAGAGAAACAUAAGGAAAUGCUUCCACGGUCUUUCAUCAAACUCCUCCGCUCCAAAGUUUCAAGUUUUCUUAGACCUUACAAAUAGCCUCAUAUCUUCACCAACUUUCCAGGUUUCUCGACUGCCAAGAAAACUCUCUUUCUUAUGCUUAUUGUUAUUUUUCAGUGAUUUUUUUCUACAAAUAGAAACCUGCCAUCCUUCACUAUGCAGAUGCAUCUAACCACUGGUCAUUCCUUGGCUUUUCUUCAAAUCAAAUUUACUGAUGAUUUGACCAUGGAAGGAACAGCUGACCACAAGGAACUAAAUCCCAUCCCUUGUGUUUCCAUACUGAAAUCUCAGCCUGUCGAGACCACAUAUCCCAGUAAGUGACACACUCUUCACAAGAGGCCUCUACUGGGACCUGUAUCUCCCAGUCAGUUCAGCUUUCUCACAUAUAUGCAAAUUAUGUGUGGCCCCUUGUGCUGCCGGGCAGCUGCCAAAGAAGCUGUUUGGGUACAUUUCUCUGCAUGACUGUUUGCUUCUGAAGAGAAGUACUUCUGCUAUCAUACCAUGCCUCUGCUUCUGGCACACCAAUGAAAUGGGGAGACUGAGCAACUGCUAAGCAAUGGAAUUGGUCCAGCUGAACACUUUUUUAAAGAACUGAGAGCAGUGGACACCUGGAAUGCGGAAGGUUCUGCCUUAUUUAUCAGACUGUUGUGUUUUUAAUUGAAAAAUAAAUCAGUCUUGCAGAGAGGAUCAAACAAGAUACAUUGGGGGGAUACAGUGGAUGUAGAUCAUACAGAAUGAAAAGAUGUAUCACAGAAAUGUGAAUGGAAAUUGCCCUUGUUGGGGAUGACAAGUGUGGUGACUAGAAGAGCAUCAUUUCGUGAUGGAGUUUGAUGUUGAAGAAAGCCUAGCCUGCCACCUUCUCAUACAGAAAAAUGUCUAGAAAAGGGGAGGGGGAGCAGAAGUUGGUGAAAAGUGAGAUUUUCUUACAUGAUUUCUCCCCACAGACACUUGUGCUGAGAGAUCAGAUUUCUUGUAAGCUCUGCCAAAGAGUAACUCAGUGAUAAGAAAGCAAGGGGUGUUGUGAAGGGCAGGAGUAAGUGAAUGUUUGUGCACUAGGAUGCUCUCCUUUCUACCUUUUCCAUAUUAUUAAGUGCAAUCAUUUUGAGUUGUCUUUAUAUUAUUUAGAGGAGUUUUUUUUCUACUAGAAACUACAAUAUUUAUACCUGCCUGAGGAAAGAGAAUGUGUGUGUGCAUAUGUAAGAAACAGAAAAGAAUCCAAACAUGGAAUUGGGAGAAUGAUGACUAAAUGUGACUACAUUUUCAGCUCUUGGAAUUUUAUUUUCCUCACUACAGUA
Candoia aspera is the source of this 4561-nucleotide messenger RNA. It is a transcript of the gene SCUBE3, whose product is annotated as signal peptide, CUB domain and EGF like domain containing 3. Gene Ontology annotation, molecular function: calcium ion binding. Gene Ontology annotation, biological process: signal transduction. Lineage: Eukaryota; Metazoa; Chordata; Lepidosauria; Squamata; Candoiidae. Bases 312 to 3305 code for a protein of 997 amino acids. The record is from RefSeq and is a predicted model, not a curated record. The transcript has 23 exons. Gene Ontology annotation, cellular component: cell surface.